AUGGACGCGGUGCGCUUUUCAAUCAUAGAGAAGGAGAUGCGAUGGGAGGACGAGUACCGCAUGUACUACCAGGAGGAGGAUGAGAUGAGCGAACCAACCGACAGUGCUGGCCGGUUCCGGUUGAGCAUCUCGAGCGAAAGCGACGUCGGUGGUGUUGAAAUCUCAUCCCCAAAUCAACCGCACGACUUUGGCACUGGUCGGGAGGGUCAAGAAGAGAUCUGGGCGUACGAAGAGAUCGAGAGUGGCCUAAAAGCGUUACCAGAAGGCGAGCGAGUUGCAGAACUGCUCACGGCAAGCGUCGUAUCACCCAACGAUGUGUUGCGGGAUUACUCAAAUCAACCCAACACCGUACUGUUGUUGGCGGUUUGGUACAGCAAGCACGAUCUACUCCGGAUGGUGUUGUUGCAAGAGAGCUCAACAGCUGCUGCACGUGAUCCUUCCGGCCGGACGGCACUACAUCUGGCGUGUUACAUCGGUGACUAUAAAGCGACGGAACUGCUGCUUCAGCAUGGUGCACCUGCACAGUGUUGGGAUCGAGAUAAAGCAACCACUCCGUUGCAUUGCGCCGCCAGCUGCGGCAGUCUGGAGUGUGUGACGUUGCUGCUAGCACAGCAAGUUGAUAUCAACGCCGGCAUCGAGAAGCAUUCGGCACUACAUUAUGCGGUUAUGCGCAACAGCAAGCGAUGUGUCGAGUACUUACUGACGCAUGGUGCCAACCCGAACACCCCGCAGGUGUACACGCAAACUCCUCUGCAUGUGGCCGCAGCUCUCGGUUACACCGAAUGCACGGAGCUGCUACUGGCACAUGGAGCCGAUGCUCGGUCUCAGUAUGGUCAGAAGAAGAUCACCGCUUUACAUCUGGCGGCUUCCGAGAACUAUCUCGAUUGUGUGCGGCUGCUGGUGACGGCUGGUGCCAACAUUGACGCGCGUAAUCGUGACCAGCAGACUCCGCUGCAUCUGGCGUGUCUUUCCCAGUGCCACGAAACGGUGACGUAUUUAAUCGGGCAACGUGCGGAUGUGCACGCGGUGUAUCGGGAUGGUCGAACGGCGCUGCACGCGUCCAUCGUGAAGGAGUCACGGUUUUGGGACUGUACGGUGAGUUUGCUUAAAGCGAAGGUUGAUGUGAACCGGGCGGAUAAUUUUGGCUACACGCCGUUACACAUCGCGGCGUUGAACGAAUUCAGCACGUGCGUGUACAUGCUGAUUGAGUACGGUGCUGAUAUCACAGCUCGCACGAAUGGUGGCGUAUCGGCGCUGUCGUUCAUCAUCCGGCGUACGCCGGAAAUUAUACCACGCUACAUCGACAAGCUGGAUGCGGCAAUCAGCGUCAACAGCAUCCAUGAGAUCGGUGAUGUUGACUGCGAGAUUCGGCUCGACUUCCGGUUGCUGGUACCGAACAACGAUCGUGGUGAAACGGAGCUGCUGCUCGCGUUUAUUGAGGUCGGUCAAAAGCGUAUCCUUAAGCACCCGCUUUGUGAGACGUUUUUGUUGCUAAAAUGGCGCCGUAUCCGGAAGUUCUUCAUCUUUAGCUUGUUCUAUCACGGGUUGUUCGUGUUGCUGUUCACCGUGUACGUGCUGGGGGUGUACGUGCAGGAUUGCCGAGCGGAACGGUGUCCUACCCCGUCGUACGUGCCCGCUGUCGGGUAUAUCAUCAUCCUCUUCAAUCUGCUGCUGAUGACGAAAGAGCUCUUCCAGAUGAUGCACGGGUUUGUCAGCUACGUCCGGUACUGGGAGAAUUGGCUGCAAUGGAGCAUCGUUAUUGGGAUUUUUCUCUGCACGCACAACGCCAUCAGCGACGCCAGUGAUGUCAUGAACUGGCAGCAUCAUGUCGCCGCGAUCGUCAUCUUCCUUGCCUGGCUCGAGCUGAUGAUGUUGGUCGGUCGCUUUCCCAUCUUCGGGUUGUACGUACAAAUGUUCACCACAGUCGCGGUGAACUUCUCCAAAUUUCUCAUGGCUUACUGCUGCCUGUUGGUGGCAUUUGGGCUCAGCUUUUGUGUGCUUUUCCCGCACUAUAUCGCGUUCAAGGCGAUCCCACGGUCGCUGCUAAAAACCAUCAUCAUGAUGGCGGGCGAGCUCGAGUUUGAGGACAUCUUUUACGGUGAAAACCUGAAGAUUGAGUACCCAGCGACGGCGCACGGUAUGUUUCUCGCCUUCGUGCUGCUGGUGACGGUGAUACUGACGAACCUGCUGGUCGGUCUGGCCGUUAGCGACAUCCAGGGCCUGCAGCAGUCGGCUGGGCUGGACCGGUUGUCACGCCAGGCCGAGCUGAUAUCGCGCCUCGAGCGGUUGAUGUUCUCGCGAACCUUACGCAAGGCACCGCUACACAUUUGGGCGUUGUUUCAGAAAAUCGCGCUGCUCAAAACAUCCCGCUGUCGGUUGCACUUCCGCGUCAAGCCGAACGAUCCGCGGGAGAAACGGAUCCCACGUGAGCUCAUCACCUCCAUCUACAAGCUGGUGGCCGAGCGACGCGAACGUAAUCAAUCGAUACGGCGACGGCGCGUCUGGCAAAACAUGCAGACGUUCAACAACCUGAUGUGUGAGGACGAUGAUGGUGUCACGCUACGCCGGAAGCACCCUCGGACGGUUAAAAAAAGGCGCCCCAACACGGAACACUCGUUCGGAGGCGGAUCGCGCCCCGAAACGAUGGUAAUCGGAGCCGCCGAACGCAAGGGUCAGCUAAAGGUGGUCGAAGAAACCCAGCAAGCCAUCCUAAAGCGGCUGGAUGACCUCGGAAAGGAGCUCGACAUUAUCAAGAGUAGAAUAAAGACGUUCUAG
Anopheles nili is the source of this 2775-nucleotide messenger RNA. It is a transcript of the gene pyx, whose product is annotated as transient receptor potential channel pyrexia. The record is from RefSeq and is a predicted model, not a curated record. Gene Ontology annotation, cellular component: membrane. Gene Ontology annotation, biological process: monoatomic ion transport; transmembrane transport. Lineage: Eukaryota; Metazoa; Arthropoda; Insecta; Diptera; Culicidae. The coding region runs from base 1 to 2775 and encodes 924 amino acids. Gene Ontology annotation, molecular function: monoatomic ion channel activity; protein binding. The transcript is spliced from 6 exons.